This is a messenger RNA of Penicillium brevicompactum, 1011 nucleotides long. RefSeq lists its product as uncharacterized. The coding region runs from base 1 to 1011 and encodes 336 amino acids. The transcript has 3 exons. The record is from RefSeq and is a predicted model, not a curated record. NCBI's taxonomy places the organism in Eukaryota, Fungi, Ascomycota, Eurotiomycetes, Eurotiales, Aspergillaceae.
AUGGGGCAUGGCUCAGAUUCAACCAUGCUAGGGAAAGCAUUCUUUCGCUACCGAGGUCUCAUGAUCCGUUCCUUAAAUGACGAUAUCAGUAUUCAAGACAAACGCAGUGACGAUGUCGUUCUGGCCGGAAUUCUUACAUUGAUGCUAGCGGAUGCUCAGCAAGGCAUCUCGCAGCAUUGGCGGUAUCACAUCGAAGGGGUCCGAAGGCUGAUCAUUCUGCGCGGUGGCGUGCGCCGGCUAGUCGCAACAUCCCCCGGGGUACUGCCAAUAGUUCUUUCAUUCAUCUACAUCGUGGUAACGGCCGAUACCACAUCUCCGGCAUCUGAUAUGUUGGUCGAGGGCUUGGACAUCGACGAAUUAUAUGAGAUAGUCAAGAAAUACGGAGGCAAUGGAUAUGGGUUUCAGAUGUGCCCCGCCCCACUCUUCGCCGAAAUAAUCCAGAUCAAUCAUGUUCGGUCCCAAAUCCCGAAGCUCAAUUGCGGGAAUGAAGAUGAACUUCGGACAGAUGCGUACGAGAUCCUGCGCCGCAUCUAUCAUUUUUCACCAGAUGCAUGGAUGGCGUCAAAUGAAUAUCUUACCGAUGAACGAAGAUUGGUGAUAAACAUCUAUCAAAGUGCAGUUGCGUUAUACUGCAUGUCUUCUCUUCAUAUACUGCUAUAUCUACCAUCAGACUCGUUGUUGAGGAAGAAUUCUGAUAUGGAAAGACGGAUUCUACACGAACUGCUCGAGAAAGCAUUGAGAUCAAGGCCUCGUGGGUAUAUUUUCUGGCCCCUGGUAGUCCUUGGUGUCCGAUCAGUGGAUGGGAGUCCUGCUCUGCGUGGAUUUGUUUGUGAGAAGAUGAUCGAUCUGAGUGCUUUCUUUGGCACAUAUUCCCCAAUCGCAGCUAAGGAAGUCCUUGAGCGAUUCUGGGCUUCUGGAAAGACCAAUUGGGAUGCUUGCUUCGAUGAAGCUCACAUGUUUACGACAGUGAUCACUGUCAAUCGAGGUCAAUUGUCCAGCAGACCAUCUUGA